Mollisia scopiformis is the source of this 1554-nucleotide messenger RNA. Its product is annotated as actin-like ATPase domain-containing protein. Gene Ontology annotation, biological process: cellular response to unfolded protein; protein refolding. The transcript is spliced from 2 exons. The annotation marks the transcript as partial. The record is from RefSeq and is a predicted model, not a curated record. Gene Ontology annotation, molecular function: misfolded protein binding; ATP-dependent protein folding chaperone; heat shock protein binding. NCBI's taxonomy places the organism in Eukaryota, Fungi, Ascomycota, Leotiomycetes, Helotiales, Mollisiaceae. Gene Ontology annotation, cellular component: cytoplasm.
UCUUUAGUACUUGGCAUCGAGCUUGGAAGAACAUUUUCCCGUGCUGGAGUUUACAGAGACAAUGUCUUUGAGAUUAUUGCUGACGAGGAAGGCCGCACCUUCGUGCCGUCUUACGUUACAUUCGUCCAAGAUGGAUCCCCUUUGAUUGGAUAUUUCGCCAUGGAGAAAUCCGCAGAUCAUAGAGAAAAUACGAUCUAUGAUAUCAGCCUUCUGCUGGGUCAGCAACUACCAGAUUCAGAUUUAGAAAAAAUCAUUAGUGGUCUUCCAUAUACCAUUAUCGAGAAAGACGAAAAACUUAUGAUCAAAGGGAUACUGGGAGGCCAAGACCACUACUUCGAACCUGAAGAGAUUGCAGGGUUGAUUAUCGGGAAGCUGAAAAACAUGGCGGAAGCUCAUCUUGGAUGCUCUAUUGGGCUGGCUCUAUUUACGGUUCCCUCGGAGUUCAACGACAUUCAGCGACGAGCCGUCAAAGAUGCUGCAGACUUUGCAGGAAUAGAACUAGUGAAAACGAUCAAUGAGUCAAUAGCUACAGGUCUAGGAGACGGAUUGGAUUUUCCAGUCUACGCAUACAACCCUACCCACGUUCCAGAACACUACAUAUUCUACCAUCUUGAUGACAAAGACUCGAGCCUGGCACUAAUUUCUGUGAACAUGGGUAUUCUCAAGGAAAUCGCGGUAGUUAGAAGUGCGAGUGUGAGUGGGAUGCUCGUAGAGGAACAUUCCUCCUAUAGCAAGAUUUUCCCGGAAAAGGCUGUUGGGUUAGUGCGAGACCUUCUGCAACAAGCCAAUAUCAACAUCACUCAGAUUGACAGCCUAAUAUUCGCUGGUAAUUCUGCCACGGUAGCACCCGUCGAAGAGGCUAUCGAGUUAUUCCUCGGCAAAAAGGCACGUUCCACAGAGAAUACUUGGAAAAUCCCAGUGAUAGCCGAAGACGCGAUCUUACGUGGAGUCUCAAUUCAAGCUUCUUUGCAGAAAGAGUCUGGAGCCAAUGCUGGAUUCUACUGGGAUAAUUGGGUUGCCGUCGACCUCGGUGUUGAAAUGAACCAAGGGGUUUUCGCAACAGUUCUGAGAAGAGGUGGCUACAGGAAUCGUGCUACAGGAACCUUCGUAAUAACAGUGGACAAUCAGGAGAAAGUGUUGAUCAAGGUCUAUGAAGGUUGUAGGAAAAUGGCCAAGGAGAACGAGCUUCUUGGUACUGUGGAGAUUCUAGGCCUCCCAUUCCAGCCGAGAGGUGAGUUGGAGAUCGACCUCACCUUCAUGGUGGAUUCGGGAUCCUUCUUAACGGUGAUUGCGAAAGAAAAGGAGACUGGAAGGGAGGGAAGCUUAGAAGUCGCCUUGCCUUCCCGAGAAUACACCCAGGAUGAUAUCCACAAGAUGAUUCAGGAAGGAGAGCUUCACACGAGAGAGGAUUUGCUAUUCGUUCGCGCCAUCGAUUACGGAACAAAUGUUCACGGAGAAUAUGAGGGCGGUGUGAUGCCGAAAGGCGGUAAGCUCAUUGGAGUAGACUUGAUGGAUUCACUUCUUGAUGAAGAAAUCGCCAGUUUGGGAUUGUGA